This is a messenger RNA of Corylus avellana, 976 nucleotides long. NCBI's taxonomy places the organism in Eukaryota, Viridiplantae, Streptophyta, Magnoliopsida, Fagales, Betulaceae. The record is from RefSeq and is a predicted model, not a curated record.
UACUCCCUCCUUCGGUCCUUCCUCUUCUUUCCUUUUAUUUCUCUACUUUCCUCCUUUUUGGAUCACCCGUGACUUUAGACUACCCAUUUUGGAUCACCCGUGACUUUAGACUCCCCAAUUAAGUGAUCGCUUCACCAAUUAUAUAGUCAAGAUAGAGCGACUAGUCAAAGAAGAUGCAAUGCUUCACUUCAACCAUAAAAAGCCUUCUUUUUCUAUAAACUCUCACCCUUCUCUCAAUAUCUAGAUCUCUCGUGGACACUCAUCAUGAUGCAAACAAAAACGCACUCCAUUCUCCUGUUCUUGGGUUUUUUGUUAGCGCAGUCAUGCACGUUUCAGUUGGCUCACUCUUCCACCAACAUUACCGACCGAUCAGCUCUCAUUGCUUUCAAUUCUAAAAUCAGAUCCAGUUCAAACGAAACUGUCUUGGCUGGUAAUUGGUCCACAACUACAAACUUCUGCAAUUGGAUUGGUGUUUCGUGUAGCCGACGCAGGCAAAGAGUCACUGCUUUGAACCUUUCCUACAUGGGCCUCCAAGGCACCAUUUCUCCUCAUAUUGAAUAUGGUUCCGAAGGAAAAGUCUCCAUCAAAGGUGAUGUUUAUAGCUAUGGUAUAAUAAUGCUGGAGAUGAUCACAAGGAAGAAACCUACCGACGACAUGUUUGUAGGAGAGUUGACUUUGAGAAAAUGGAUAAACACAUCACUUCCUGACAAAAUAAUGGACGUUGUGGAUGACGGUUUAUUGGGAAUAGAAAAUGGAAGAGAUGUAACUAUCAUGCAAAGUGUUCUCUCAUCCAUCAUGGAAUUAGGCUUAAGAUGUUCGGAAGAGUUACCAGAUGAAAGAGUCGAUAUCAAAGAUGUGCUUGGGAAGCUUCAAAAAAUUAAACUGACACUUUCUGAAAACAAAAAUCGGGGUAUCUGAUAUCUUUUUAUAUUGGUUUUAUUUGAUUUGUCUUUUUUAUUUCUUAAAGUACUUUCAA